GAUACGCAUCCGAUGUUUGCUAAACAGAUAGAUGGCUGCCCAGAGAAGUUAUUUGCGUCUAAUAUCCGGCCAAAGCCAACAAAGAGAUCAUGGCGGCGGUGUUGCAGAGGCUCACAAAAUGAGUCAGUCUCUGCAAGGCUCGCUGGCAUGCAACACAGCUGAGACAUAGAUUUUAAAUGAUAAUGGAGGCUGGUGCAGACACACAGCAAAGUGGUGAAACAGCAGUCUCAGAGUCUGAGGCCCAGCAGAUCACUCUGACCCAGGCAUCCAUAGCAGCAAGCCAGAUGUCAUCCAGCAGUCCCACGGUCACCUUAGUGCAGCUACCCAAUGGUCAGACAGUCCAAGUGCAUGGGGUGAUCCAGGCUGCUCAGCCCUCUGUCAUCCAGUCUCCACAAGUCCAGACAGUCCAGAUUUCAGCUGUUGCUGAGAGCGAGGACUCUCAGGAGUCCGUUGACAGUGUGACAGAUUCUCAGAAGAGGAGGGAGAUCCUAUCCAGGCGACCUUCUUACAGGAAAAUUCUAAACGACUUAUCGUCAGAUGCUCCAGCAGUGCCUCGAAUUGAGGAAGAGAAGUCAGAAGAUGACUCUACCCCUGCCAUCACCACAGUCACCAUGCCCACUCCUAUCUAUCAGACUAGCAGUGGCCAGUACAUUGCCAUUACCCAAGGUGGAGCCAUCCAACUUGCCAAUAACGGUACAGAUGGAGUGCAGGGCCUGCAGACACUGACCAUGGCCAACGCUGCUGCAGCCCAGCCUGGUGCCACCAUCUUGCAGUAUGCACAGACCAGCGAUGGGCAGCAGAUCUUAGUGCCCAGCAACCAAGUGGUUGUACAAGCUGCCUCUGGUGACGUCCAGGCCUAUCAGAUCCGCACAGCACCCACCAACACCAUCACUCCUGGGGUGGUCAUGACCACUUCCCCUGCACUGGGCACCACAGGAGCCACUGAGGAGGUUACACGUAAAAGGGAGGUCCGACUUAUGAAAAACAGAGAAGCAGCCCGUGAAUGUCGCAGGAAGAAGAAGGAGUAUGUCAAGUGUCUGGAGAACCGUGUGGCUGUGCUGGAAAACCAGAACAAAACCCUCAUUGAGGAACUCAAAGCCCUCAAAGACUUAUACUGCCAUAAAUCUGAGUAGAAACAUCACCAAAUGUCUUCCAGGGGCUCAACAAGUGCCCGACUGCCCCCCUGUACAGAGACUUGGCACAGAGCUAUGCAUCUGAAUGCCAUACCUUUUUUACUCUUCAGCUUCCUUUUUAAAAACUGUUGAAAAUCUGUAAAUGACUCACCAGGAAUAGAAAAAAAAACACUCCACCUCCCCCAUCAUCAAUUUGAAAUCCCAAUUCUGUUUCCAUUUAAAGUGUGAGGCAAUGUGAAGAAGGAUGUGGAGGAGACUACAAUUAUAAAGGGUCCUUGUGGUGAAGUGAUAGAACGGACAGUGAGGCUGAUAUUGUUUUGCACCACCAAAGGGAAGCAUUCCAGUCACUGGUGCCUGGACAGAUUGGGCAACAUCACCAGCAACAGGUAAUUACAUCACCUGGAAUAAUGGAAUGCUUUACAGUUGAAUCUUCCUGAGACGUGUGGAUCAUUUGGAGAGGAUAUCUUCUUGUGCAACAUUCGUAAUUGUAACUGAGCACUUGCAUUAACAUCUGUUACUCACUAAUGCUUUGAACUAGAUGGGCUAUGUCAUGGACAUUUUAUCUUUGAGCUGUGUUUUGAUUUAUGAAUUAGAUUAUCUGUUUGCAUAAUGCCAUGGACUUUUUUUUUGUAAAACUUAAAUAUACUUUGCCUUGAUACAUGAACAAAAAGCUAACCAUUGAGUUGUAAAACGGUUGGUAUGGUAGUUGCAACUUUAAAGAGGGUGAAGAGAUUGUAGAACUCAUCAGCAACUUUGGUAUCAAUGAGAGUCCAAAUCUUAGGACAACAAGGAAAGAAAACUGUCUCCAGGGGAAUAUUUGUUGGUACCAGUGUUGACAAAUGUUUAGGGUCUAUGAUGCAUGUUCCCAGUCAUAUUACUAAGGCUCGCUGAUUAUGAUUUUUACACAUCUUCAAAGUUAUAAAGGGAUUAGCUUGAACAGAUUUACACUGGGUUUGUUUCCUUGUCCAAGAAGACAUUGGUCAUCAUAGUUCAAAAUAAAAAAAGAUACUCUUGUGGAUUUUAUAGCAAUAGGAAAAAAAUGGGGGAUAAAAUGGAAAUGAGGUGCU
Messenger RNA from Monopterus albus (swamp eel), 2200 nucleotides. Its product is annotated as cyclic AMP-responsive element-binding protein 1-like. Gene Ontology annotation, cellular component: ATF4-CREB1 transcription factor complex; nucleus. Gene Ontology annotation, molecular function: cAMP response element binding; protein binding; DNA-binding transcription factor activity, RNA polymerase II-specific. Gene Ontology annotation, biological process: regulation of transcription by RNA polymerase II. The transcript has 8 exons. Bases 177 to 1133 code for a protein of 318 amino acids. Lineage: Eukaryota; Metazoa; Chordata; Actinopteri; Synbranchiformes; Synbranchidae. The record is from RefSeq and is a predicted model, not a curated record.